AUGAUUCCAGAAACUGUGGCCAGACGGGAAGGAUGCACGAGACAACUAAAGCGCUUUUCCAAACCAAAACACCCGAAGAUCAAAAACUAUAUGGGAGCUACAGAAGAUGCAGAUGAUGUUGAGGAAAUUAGUGUGACGGAGGUGAUAGCUGAAAUGGAAAGUAGUUUAUCCCCGAAUGUGGAUGUGAAACCGGCAAUACAUCAACCCUCGCCGCCGCAAUUUAUAGAAGACGAUCAGAAACCCUCUACAUCCACAAUCGAACCAACGACAGAAGUACCUGAACAAAUUUCUAAUAUUAAAAUAGAACUUCCGGGCACAACGGGUGCCAUUAGCGACUUGGGCCUGAUUUUCGAUGCUCCAUCUACCAGCACCGCUUUGGCACUUCCAAAUCUUUUAGCAGUGAAUCCUUGCCCUUCAACGCUUGAAUUGGUAGCUGAUCUUCCUGGGACGUCUUCAAGUAUAGCAGGAAAUAACUUCGAUUUUGUUGUGCCAUCGACAUCAUACCCGGAUUUGAAUCUGCUGCUCGAUUUCCCAUCAACAAGCACCUCACUCGUGCUCCCACCGUUGUUAGGAAUGCGACCAUCCAAUCCUGUGGAGAGCCCACUUCUUUUCAACGACCCCACGCAGAGCAUAACGGCCAAUUUGUUAAAUUUAUAUCGUAUUUGUACACAAGAUUCACCGACAGCAUUUGCGCAGCCAUUCCCGGUGAAUCUGGAUUUGGGUGUGGCUGACCUGAUCUCAAACCCAACGCUUUUGGCGCCAAGAAUGCCGAUUGGAUUCAACGCCCCAACACCAUUAUCAAACGACCGUGACCAUAUUACGCAAAUGAUUUGGGCCCGAAAAUUAAUGUUCCACGUGGAUUGGCUGCGCGGAAUUCCGGAAUUUUGGGCCCUUGCUCCGCUUGACCAGCAUACGCUCAUCAUCUCGCAGUACACACCAAUGAUUGCGCUACAAAUGAUCUACCAUACCUAUUUGAAUAAUAGUGAUGGGAUUUUGUAUGGGCUCGGAGCGGAAGGCAAUAUGCUUGCAAAUCCUUUAGGAAAUGAAUGUACCACUUUCAACAAUUACAUGAUCGAAUUCUCACACAAGUACGUCAUCUCGGCUUUCCGGGAAAUCAAUUUGUCACAUGAUGAAUACGUCGUCUUCCGGAACGUCUUUGCCUUUAAUACAAGCCUUUUCAUGACGGAGGCCGGCGCGAAGACGGUCAAGGAUGCACACGCAAAAUAUGCAGCCGAGCUUUUGGCUAUUAUGCGCCAAAAGGCGCUUCCAUUCGACUCGGAGGCGAUGCUCGAAAAACGGGUUACAACGCUUUUCGGUGUUCAGCAGCACAUUUUGGCGCUCGCUGCAAAGAACAAAAGCUACUGGGGAGCCGUUUUCGCAUUCAAUUUUGCCGAUCUCCGGGGACCGAUUUCGCAUGAACUUUUCUACAGCCAACCC
Mesorhabditis spiculigera is the source of this 1437-nucleotide messenger RNA. Lineage: Eukaryota; Metazoa; Nematoda; Chromadorea; Rhabditida; Rhabditidae. The record is from the annotation of a GenBank genome assembly.